Molecule: messenger RNA, 2087 nt
Organism: Cornus florida
Lineage: Eukaryota; Viridiplantae; Streptophyta; Magnoliopsida; Cornales; Cornaceae
Exons: 13
Coding region: 187-1866 (559 amino acids)
Source: RefSeq, a predicted model, not a curated record
UUUCAUUAAUGCCAAACACAGCUUUAAUUGAAUUUAUUCAAAAUUAUCAAACACCUCCGCUCUUUGAUUCAUCUUACAAGGAGCGACCGGGACAUAGCCGCAAAGAACCAGACUAUUAAGAUUCGGAGAUAGAAUCGUAACCCUAGCAACGCCAAAUCUGUUGAACGAGGGAGGCUAGGCUAGGCUAUGGCAUCUAAUGCACAAAAGAGUGUGGAGGAACAGCAACAACCACAACCAAAAUUACAAAUAUAUUCUUCUGCUAGCAGUGGAAUCUCCCCUUUUUGGAGAGAUAAGUAUGAAAGGGAAGCAAAGAAGUACUGGGACAUCUUCUACAAACGUCAUCAAGACAAAUUCUUUAAGGAUCGACACUACUUGGAUAAGGAAUGGGGAAGCUACUUUUCUGGAGCAGGAAGAAAAGUUAUACUGGAGGUUGGCUGUGGAGUUGGAAACACCGUCUUUCCUUUAAUUGCUACAUACCCUGAGAUCUUUGUUCAUGCAUGUGAUUUCUCACCACGUGCUAUAAACUUGGUUAAGGCUCACAAGGACUUCACAGAGACCCAGGUUAAUGCAUUCGUUUGUGAUCUGACAGCUGAUGAUUUGAGCAAGCAGAUUUCUCCAUCUUCAAUUGACAUUGUAACCAUGAUAUUUGUCUUAUCUGCAGUAUCUCCUGAGAAAAUGCCUCUAGUAUUGCAAAAUAUCAAAAAGGUUCUUAAGCCAAAUGGAUGUGUGCUGUUCCGUGACUAUGCCACUGGCGACCUUGCUCAGGAAAGGUUCAUUUGCAAGGAUCAGAAGAUCAGUGAAAACUUUUAUGUCAGGGGUGAUGGCACUCGGGCUUUCUAUUUUUGUGAUGAGUUUUUGACAAGUUUAUUUAAAGAGAAUGGAUUUGAUACUGAAGAACAUGGUCUGUGCUGCAAACAAGUGGAGAAUCGGUCAAGGGAGAUAGUAAUGAAUCGGCGUUGGGUCCAAGCUGUAUUCCGUGUAGAUGGUGCAAACUUAUUAUCCAGUACAAAUCCUGCAAUUGAGGCAGACUUCCUCUCUAAAGGGAGUAUUAAUCCCGAGGUCGUGAAAGUGCCUGCAAAUGAUUUUGAGAUUGACAUGUCUGAGGGUAUGGCUGUUGAAAUGUUUGGUUUUUCACCUUCCAGUGAAGAGAUUGUUGAAGUUAAUUUACGAGAUAGGAGCUUCAAGAUAAAAGAACUCCACAAAGAGUACCAACACACCUGCAAAUCAACUGGCCUGAUGCUAUGGGAAUCAGCUCUGUUAAUGGCUUCUGUCCUUGCAGCGAAUCCAACCAUUGUUUCUGGGAAGAGAGUCUUAGAACUGGGAUGCGGUUGUGGGGGGCUCUGCUCAAUGGUUUCUGCUACAUCUGCUGACCUUGUGGUUGCGACUGAUGGAGAUGCAAAAGCACUCGACUUGUUGACACAAAAUGUUGUCUCAAAUCUCAAGUCACCAUCUAUCGCCAAACUAAUUGUGAAGAUACUAGAGUGGGGAAACAGAGACCAUAUAAAGUCCAUCGAAGAAUUGAAUGAUGGUGGUUUCGAUGUCAUUAUAGGCACUGAUAUCACUUAUAUUCCUGAAGCAAUCUCACCCUUGUUUGCAACUGCCAGAGAGCUACUUUCUUCUAACAGAGACAUCAGCAGAGACUCUGAACCAGCUCUAAUUCUGUGCCAUGUCUUUCGCAGAGUUGAUGAGCCAUCCAUACUUUCAACCGCGACUGAAUUUGGUUUUCGAUUGGUUGAUAAGUGGCCCACUGGAAUCACCCCAGAUAACAGUCUGUCCCAAAGCAUCAUCCGCACUUGGUUCUCUGAAAACACCCUCGAGUAUAUACCAAAUUCAGCUUUGAAUAUUAUGUACUUCCAAACAGUGUGAAGUAACCUUAUAAAUUCAAUCAUUAUUAUUGCUGCUGCAACAAGAAAUUACAUCAAAAAUAUUUUGCCAAGGAACGUUAGAAUGUUCUAGUGGCAUUUGCAAGAUGAAAGUUUUCAGAAAUUUCCUGAACCAUGAAGAUAUGUAUUCGUACGAGCAUCAUCAUGUAUUCACGUGGUGAUAAUUUUCCACAUUUAAUUAAGGUUUUAUUUUAUUAUUUAUUA